Molecule: messenger RNA, 1353 nt
Organism: Penicillium pulvis
Lineage: Eukaryota; Fungi; Ascomycota; Eurotiomycetes; Eurotiales; Aspergillaceae
Product: co-chaperone SGT1
Exons: 2
Coding region: 1-1353 (450 amino acids)
Biological process (GO): protein stabilization
Molecular function (GO): protein-folding chaperone binding
Source: RefSeq, a predicted model, not a curated record
AUGAACUCCGCAUCGCAAGGUGAGAAGGCCCUCGCCGAGUCGAACGCUCCCCUUGCAAUUCAACACUUCACUCGUGCCCUGUGCGAGUUACCCCGCGCCCCAGCAUACUACAUCAACCGCUCAACCGCAUACUCACGCCUGAAGCCCGCUGACGGUGGUCCUAACCGGACUGCUGCAUUGCGCGAUGCUGAAAUUGCAGUCUUUCUCGCUCGCGAGCGUGGCAAGCGCGAGCUUAUUCUGUCUGCACAGAUGCGGCGCGGUAUUGUCCUCUUCCAGAUGGAGCGGUACGGCGAUGCCCACUACAUUUUUGAGCAGAUUGAAGCCAAGACAGGUGGCCCGAGCCAACCUGUUGAUAAGUCUGAGGGAAUUAAGAACGCCAUGGCUGGCGGAUGGACCAAAAAGGACGGAUACAGUGCAGAGUUGCCGAUCUGGAUGGCGAAGGUCCGCCGGAAGCUGAGUGAAUUUGAGGGUGAUGAAAAAACCGCUGUUUCGGUUGCUGAGUACCCUACCGACGUACGCGUACCGACUGAGAAGGAGUUGAAAGCCGAAUGGGAGAGACUCAAGUCUGGAAAAUCAGGCGCCGAAGAUUCACCAGCCGCCCAGCCUACUACUGGGGCUGCAGCUUCGUCUGCGGAGUCGAAGGCGCACGCCGUAGAGCAGCAGCCUGCUAGCAAUGCUUCCGCCACAGCUAUUCCGGAGAAGAUUCGUCAUGAAUGGUACCAAUCCCAGGAUUCAGUUGUUGUGACGCUGUACGUGAAGAACGUCCCAAAGGACAAAGUCGAAACUGAGCUGAAGGACGACUCGAUAUCUCUCCAAUUCCCUCUACCAUCUGGCUCUGAGUAUGAUUUCACCCUUGACCCGCUCUAUGCACCCAUCAACACAUCGGCCUCUAAGAUCACUGUCAUGGGCACAAAAAUCGAAAUCGUCUUGCAGAAGCAGACACCGGGCCAGAAGUGGAAUGCCCUUGAGGCAUCUGCCGGCACCACGAAGCUUGCAGACCGACCGUCCGCGCCAGCUGCACCGGCGCCAGCUACCGCUGGGCCCGCCUACCCGACCUCAUCUCGCCAUGGCACCAAGGACUGGGACAAGGUUGCGUCUGCCCUUACGGCUAAGAAGUCCAAGAAUGCCAAACCCAAGGAAAAGGACGAUGGGGACGAUUCCGAUGCCGAAUCCGUAGACUCGGACUUUGGCGGUGAUGCCGUGGAUGGGUUCUUUAAAAAGCUCUAUGCCGGUGCUGACCCUGACACUCGUCGUGCUAUGAUGAAGAGCUACCAGGAGAGUAACGGCACAUCGCUGAGCACCAAUUGGAGCGAGGUCGGAGCCAAGAAGAUGGAACCCCACCCACCCUCCUAG